This is a messenger RNA of Salpingoeca rosetta, 4330 nucleotides long. RefSeq lists its product as uncharacterized. NCBI's taxonomy places the organism in Eukaryota, Choanoflagellata, Craspedida, Salpingoecidae. The transcript is spliced from 4 exons. The record is from RefSeq and is a predicted model, not a curated record. Bases 155 to 3985 code for a protein of 1276 amino acids.
GUUGCAAACAGCUAAACAGCGCAGCAAGCAAGAGCAAGCAGUCCCGUUUGCAGGGCUGACAGGCUGACGUGCUCAUCGUUUCAAGGCGCCACCGUCAAUCGAGCACGCCACUCAGAACAGAAGAACACUCCUCUUCAAAGCACACUCUCCAAGCAUGGCAACAACCCACACACACGGCCACACCACGGCCGGAUCGGUGUGGUGGAUUCGGUGUUCAGAUGGCUUUGCAACCAUCCAGGAGGUCUUAAAGUCGCACGGUCUACACGAGGGCGAAGGGAAGGAUUACGUGCUGACCGUGUUUCCCAACGGUGCGCUGAAACUCACGUUCGCGUCCCCGCAGCAAGCGGUUGCAGGCUUCGAGGCAAUGAAGAAGAAGUUCCCGGCAACCUCUGUCGCCUCGUCUGAACUACAACAAAUGGCACAGUCUGCGAAGACGCAGGAGCAACAACCACAGCAACGCCAACAGCAGCAAAAGGAGCAGCAGCACCAACACCAAGAACCGCAGCAGCAGCAGCAGCAGCAAGAACAGCGACAGCAAGAACAGCGACAGCAACGGGGACAACAACGACCUUCCACCGCUUCUAGCUCCUCAGGCGCCAGCGGGCGCUCGUUUGCUCAAGUUGUCGCGCAUACAUUUGAACCACAGGGAGGCUGUCAGAGCACGCCUCGCCAACCUACGCAUGGUGGCGAUGACGAUGAGCGCUCCUCCGAUCGCUUGACCACACCAAGACCAAAGCGCCGCGCCUCUGCCGCUGCCAGCCACGUGUAUCAGCCAGUGGCAAAACCACUCACUGAUCCUGUGAGCGAGGAGAAUGAGGAGAAAGCAACAACGCAAGAGCUUCAAGCCCUGCAAGCCCUUGUGCAACAGCUUGCCCGCGCAGAGACGCAGAUGGCCGCACGUGCCAAGCUCAUGCUCGUGGGUGAGGGUGCUGCUGGCAAGACCUCAACGCUUCGGUCCUUGCUCGGUGAAAGCUUUUUGGAUGAGCUGCCGUCAACGCAAGGCACAGAAUCAAAGGAAAUCACGGCCGACUCCACGACCUCCACACCAUGGAAGGUCGAGCAGGAUUCUCGUUCCGAGUUGUCGCGAUGCUUGCUUGCGACGGCGUCACACGCACGUGAUCCCAAUCACCUCACUCCCCACUCUCAGGCGCCGAGACAGGCAACUGCUCACCCAUCAAGCACAGCAAGAUCUCAGCAACCUCAGCAGUCUGAACCCCGAGAGCAACAGCAGCAGGGCGACCAGCGACGCGAACCUCCUCCAAGUCCCCCCACGCUCUCCGCAGACUUACAACAGGCCAUUCGAGACGUCGCACUUGCUGCAACACUGGGUGAUGGCUGGCAGACACAAGUGACGUUCAAAGUCUUUGACCUGGGGGGCCAAUCCACUUUCUACAUCUUCCACCCCUUUUUCCUGACAAAAUACGCUGUGUACUUGGUGGUGUUUUCCAUGCGCAAGCUGCUACGAGGAACGCAACACGAGAAGACGGAGACGUGGGAUUUCCUGGCGUACUGGCUCUCCUCCCUGCACCUCCACGCCAACGGUGCCCCAAUCUUCAUCGUUGGCACUCACGCGGACGAUUUCCCCGACCAAGAAGAAGGUGAACACGUUUCCAAGCGCGUUUCUGAACACGUUUCUGAACGCAUCCGUGCCCGCUUGAGCAGCAACCCAGCCUUUCAGUCUGUCGUUUACAAUGACCCGCACAGGCUGUGGUUCUGGCCUGUCGACAACACGCGAUCGGCAGAGGACCCCAUGAUACAGGACCUGCGCAAGGCCAUCUCUGCCACAGCCCUUGAACAACCCUACGUCACGCAGCACAUGCCCGUCUCAUACCUGAACCUGUACGACCAGCUCAAUACCCUCUCCAGGGACCGCCAGGACCGCUCGCUGUUCACAAUGCAGGAAGUUGAUGCGGUUGCCCGCACAUGUGGGCUGCGCACACGCGAGGAGACCACGGCUUGCUUGCGGUUCCUCCACCUGUACUCCAUGCUGUUCUUCUAUGACCACGUGCCAGGGAUGCAGGACUACGUGAUCCUGAGUCCGCAGUGGGCGGUGGACAAGAUGACGCGCGUGAUCCGCAAUUUCAGCGUGCACCCUGACCCACAGCGUGACCCAAAGGCGCAAGCCCUCGGCGGCGUCUGGGACGACCUGGUGCAGCGCGGCAUCCUGCACCGCUCUGUGCUGGACGUGCUGUGGAGUGACAUGCACGACCAAGCGCCCGGCCUCGCUGACCCAUUCCUCAACCUCAUGCUGGAGUAUGGGCUGUGCGUCGAGUACACACCACCUGCUGACGCUGAUGCUGAUGCUGGUGCUGGCCAUGCCUUUGAUGCUGCUGUUUCCCGUGAGAACCGCGCCGCCCAACAGCAGCAGCAUCAACAGCGCCUGCGGCAGUACGUGGUUCCAGCCAUUCUGCCCAUGACGCUGGGUCCUGCUCAGGAAGGGGUGACUUCGCUGACGCUGAGCACGACAGCAGCCGCACAGCUGUAUCCUUACCCUGGAUACGAGUCGGAGGCUGUUUACAUUGUAUUCAGCUUUGAAUUUUUUCGGCGACGGGCGAGCGUGACCGUUGGAGACGUCAAGGCUGCCGCCUUUAUGCCAGAGGGCCUGUUUCCACUAAUUCUGGCAAGCGUCAUGGAACACGCGCAGCACGGAGCACGAGACCAUCCGUGGCUGAGCCGCACCCGUGCCAUCAUCGACACCGACGUGGCUGAGAUUGAGCUGCAACUUGUCCCUGCUGUUGGUGGCAUCAGGCUCAAGGUCUCCCAUCACCACGCUCAGCCUCGGACAUUGUUGCAGGCUCUUCCUGCCGGCAUUCACCGUGCCGUGUCUGCACGCUACCGCGACCUGAACAUGCAUGUGCUGGUGCCAAACGACGAGACCACGCUGCUGUUCACUGGCGAUGUGCGCCAUCACCACAAGCAUCGACGACCAAUUCGGAUUGGGCCAACAGUCACACUGGCGCCACAAGAGCUGAGCAGGAGGUAUCGUCAUCUGCUUCCAAUCGACGAGGUGCAGGACUGCCACGACGUCUUCCUCAGCUACAGUGCCGAGACGGACGCAGUGGUUGCUGCGUCUUUUGCUGACCGCCUGCAGAUCCAAAAUGUGUCAGUGGUUGCUGACCCCUGGGAGGUCAUUGUGGGUCACGAUAUGUGCCGCGCUCGACUCGUGAACAUCGCCCACAGCACCGUUGCCAGCCCAGUGUUGUCUGCUCGCGCCUUUCAGCAGGUGAAGCGGCAAUGCACACGCAACGUUGCGUGUGGGCUGCUGCUGGACUGGACAGCCAUCGUCGUCAUGUUCAGGGCAGCAUCAGGCGAUAUGGAUGGCGCCCGAGACAAGCUGAUGAUCCGGCGAAUUGCCCCAGUGACGCUCAGGCGGCCAACGCCGGACCUGGUGCAGCUGGAGGCACUGGUGCAGGAGCUACCAGAUACACCGCACAAGCCAACCAUGCUGGAGAUUGCCAAUUAUUUCACUGUGCUCGGCCUGCCGCUGCCAGUAGCGAUGAGCGUGCGCACGGUUGCGAGCACGCUGCUCAACGCCCUCUCACGCGUGAUGCGCCACACUCCCGCGGCAGCCCCUUUUGACCAUCACAUGCAGCAGCAGGUGGGCGUGGUCCACGACGCUGUGACACUUGAACUUCGCCUGCGGACUUCGACGCAGGCUGAUCUGCUCACACCGGAUGGACGUGAGGGGAAGGCACGCGACCUGUACGCCUCCAUCCUCAACCACCUGUGGCAGCUGUCUGCCGAUGAACGCCACGUGCUUGCUGCGCAGUGCGGCAUGAACCACAUCCGCCCGCAUACCCCCGCUGCAGCCUUUGUGAACAGCUUGGAGACGCGUGCACCGCCAAACUGCAAUGCAAACGAGGCGUGUUACCUGAGCAGUGCGUCUGCCAACACGUUGCAGCCUCUGUUGGAGUGCGUUGAAGCGACCCUCGGACCGAACCACAUCAUCGCUGUGCAGAUUCGCCAACGGCAACGAGUUCUGUAAACGACGGUGACGGAAGGGGGGAAGGUGUAGAUGCGUGUAGAUGUGUGUCUGUGGGUUAGCGUGUGUGUGCGUGUGUGUCUGUGUGUCUGUGUGUGCGUCUGUGUGUCUGUGUGUCUGUCUGUGGAUUUGCGUGCCUGUGUGUCUGUCUGUGGAUUUGCGUGCAUGUGCACAGACUUCACUUCACAGUUCCCGUCAGCACGAAUUUGCUGUCCUGGUGGUUUUUUUUUUUUUGAAUUUCCUUUGUUGUGCUUCAUGUUUUUUUUUUCUGUGAAACACGUGUUUCCUUUUGUUGUGACCCUUUCCCAAAACGCCGAAAAGGCAAUGAAAGCUCUUUGGAAACGGAAA